Cornus florida is the source of this 2127-nucleotide messenger RNA. RefSeq names its product protein NRT1/ PTR FAMILY 8.3-like. The transcript has 5 exons. The coding region runs from base 144 to 1898 and encodes 584 amino acids. Lineage: Eukaryota; Viridiplantae; Streptophyta; Magnoliopsida; Cornales; Cornaceae. Gene Ontology annotation, biological process: oligopeptide transport; transmembrane transport. Gene Ontology annotation, molecular function: transmembrane transporter activity. The record is from RefSeq and is a predicted model, not a curated record. Gene Ontology annotation, cellular component: plant-type vacuole membrane.
GAAACUAAACCCAACGACUCCGAGGUCAUAAAAGCUUUUACGUCACUAGAUACCCCAAACCUGAUCAAUUAAUCAUCUUAUAUCCUUAGAAUCCAAUUCAAUAGUUUGAGAGAGAGAGAGAGAGAUUGGUGUGAUUUGGGCUUAUGGGAACUCAGGAAGAGGAGAGACUGGUUUUAGAGGAGGGACUUUUACAGAAUGAAAACAAUGGACUAUACACAGGAGAUGGUUCGGUUGACAUUAAAGGGAAGCCUGUUUUGAAGAGCAACACUGGAAAUUGGAGAGCAUGCCCCUUCAUUCUUGGUACUGAAUGUUGCGAACGAUUAGCGUACUAUGGGAUUGCUACUAAUCUUGUUAGUUACCUCACCAAAACGUUACACGAAGGAAAUGUCUCUGCUGCAAGAAACGUUACCACUUGGCAAGGGACUUGCUACCUUACACCCCUUAUUGGAGCUGUCUUGGCAGAUGCUUGUUGGGGAAGAUAUUGGACAAUUGCUGCCUUUUCCACAAUUUAUUUCAUCGGAAUGUGCACAUUGACUCUCUCAGCAUCUGUCCCAGUUUUUAAACCCGCCGAAUGUGUAGAUACAGUAUGCCCUUCAGCCACUCCUGCUCAGUAUGCAGUAUUCUUCUUGGGACUAUAUUUGAUUGCACUAGGAACUGGUGGGAUCAAACCAUGUGUUUCAUCCUUUGGGGCAGAUCAGUUUGAUGACACAGAUCCUAAAGAGAGGGUAAAGAAGGGAUCAUUCUUCAAUUGGUUUUAUUUUUCAAUCAACAUUGGUGCUCUUGUAUCAAGUAGUUUAAUUGUGUGGAUUCAAGAAAAUGCUGGGUGGGGCCUUGGGUUUGGCAUUCCUGCAUUGUUUAUGGGCAUUGCCAUCUUAAGUUUCUUUUCAGGCACAGGUCUUUAUAGAUUUCAGAAACCAGGGGGGAGCCCUAUUACAAGAAUGUGCCAGGUUCUGGUUGCAUCAUUCCGCAAGUGGACUUUGGAGGUCCCUAAUGACAGUACUCUCCUAUAUGAAACACCAGACAAAGUCUCAGCAAUUGAAGGAAGCCGGAAACUGGAGCAUACUGAUGAACUGACGUGCCUUGAUAAAGCUGCUAUAGUCUCAGUUACUGAGACCAAAACUGGGGACUUCUCCAAUCCUUGGAGGCUUUGCACUGUAACGCAAGUGGAGGAACUGAAAAUCUUGAUCCGCAUGUUCCCGAUCUGGGCUACUGGAAUAAUUUUUUCUGCUGUUUAUGCCCAAAUGUCUACAAUGUUUGUGGAGCAAGGGAUGAUGAUGGAUACAACUAUUGGUUCCUUCACCAUUCCUGCAGCUUCUCUUUCAACCUUUGAUGUCAUCAGUGUUAUUUUCUGGGUCCCGGUCUAUGAUAGGAUCCUUGUCCCAUUUGCAAGGAAGUUUACUGGUAAAGAGAGGGGCUUCUCAGAGUUGCAGCGAAUGGGAAUUGGCCUCUUUCUUUCGAUCUUAUGCAUGUCAGCUGCUGCUUUGGUGGAGAUCUGGCGACUGCAGAUUGCAAAUGACCUUGGUUUGGUUGAUGAAGAUGUUGCUGUGCCACUUAAUAUCUUCUGGCAAGUACCCCAAUAUUUCUUGUUGGGGGCAGCAGAAGUUUUUACGUUCAUUGGACAGCUUGAGUUCUUCUAUGACCAAUCACCAGAUGCCAUGCGUAGCUUGUGUAGCGCGUUGUCACUUCUGACAACUUCCUUGGGGAAUUAUUUGAGUUCAUUUAUUCUGACUCUAGUAACAGCUAUAACAACAGCAGGGGGAAAGACUGGGUGGAUAACCGAUAACUUGAAUGAGGGUCAUCUUGAUUAUUACUUCUGGCUUUUAGCUGGACUCAGCUUCUUGAACAUGGUGGUGUACGUCUUCUUUGCCAAAAUGUACAAACAGAAGAAGGCGUCUUAAGUCUACAUAUGAAGAUGCCGGUACUGUCUGUGUCCAUCUCUGGCAAGGUCCCAGUAUUCAUGGUGGGAAUACGGUCAGUUUGUGCUUUUGCAAUUUCGGUGUUUUAGUUCAGUUUCACGAAAACGUUUGUAUUAUAAGUGGAUUGAAUUAAACACUUUAAACCAUUGUGCUUUUAUAUUUGAACGUCACCGAAUUUCAUUCUCUUUAUAAUGUAAAUUUUUCAUAAAAA